AUGUCACCCCUAUUGUCAAGCUGGUAUGGUAUUGCCAAUCACAUUUCGUUGCUUUACGAAGUUAUGGUUGAUUGGAUUCUGUCACCUUCGAUCGGUUCGGUUUCAGUACCGCGCUACCACGGCCGCCAAGCCAUGCUGAUCGUCGCCGUGUUUGUGGCCUUCUUUGGCAUCUUUUGGAUCUACUUUCACUUCCGGCAGCGGUAUCUGUUCUGGCUGAAUCGCGAUGUGCCGUACCUGGAGCCGACGUUCCCGUUUGGGAAUAUGAUAGACAUCUUCAAUCCCAACAUUCACUUUGCGCAUCUCAUCCAGAAGCUGUACCGACAGCUGAAGGAUCGGGGUGACUAUGUUGGACUUUUCUUCUUUCGCGAUCCCGUGCUGCUUGUGCUGUCGCCCGAGUUCGCCCGGACGGUUAUGGUGAAGGACUUUAACUACUUCGUCGAUCGCGGUGUGUACAGCAAUGAAGAGUUUGAUCCACUGUCGGCGAACCUGUUCUUCAUGGAGGGUGCCAAAUGGCGAAAGCUACGAUCGAAGCUAACGCCAACCUUUACCUCCGGCAAGCUGAAGGCCAUGUUCCACACCAUUGUGGACGUAGCGAACCGGCUGGACCAGCAUCUUGGUGAGCGGUGUGUCAGAAUGCAGCGGAUAGACAUUAAAGAGCUGCUAGCGCGCUUCAUGACGGACGUGAUCGGUUCGUGUGCGUUCGGGAUCGAGUGUAACACGCUGGAAAAUCCCAACUCCCAGUUUCGACUGAUGGGCAAGCGGAUGAUCAACCUACCGAAGCUGAAAUCGCUCAAAGUGUUCUUUGCCAUGAUGUUCCGCAAGCAGGCCCAAGCACUCGGCAUACGCUACAACGACAAAGACGUGGCCGAUUUCUUCAUGAAUGUCGUGCGGGACACCAUACGCUAUCGGGCCGAGAACGGUGUGCGGCGGGAUGACUUCAUGCAGCUGCUGAUCGACAUGAUGCAGGAAAAUGGUGCCGGUGCUGGUGAAUCGCUCACGUUUGAGGAGAUUGCUGCCCAGGCGUUUGUGUUCUUUUUCGGUGGUUUUGAAACGUCCACGACCACGCUGACGUUUGCGCUACAUUUGCUGGCGCAGCAUCCGAAAGCGCAGCGGAAGGCCCGGAAGUGUGUGCGCAGUACACUGGCCAAGCACGGCAAUGAGAUGACGUACGAAGCGAUUAAGGAUAUGUAUUACCUUGAGUGUGUCAUACACGAAACCCUGCGUCUUUACCCCCCAGUGGCUUCCAUCCAUCGAAUGACCUCCCAGCCCUACCAGCUUCCGAAUGGAGAAGUCAUCCCAGAGGGCGUCGGUGUGAUCAUCUCCAACCUUGCCUUCCAGCACGACCCAACCCUGUUUCCCGAUCCGCUCGUCUUCAAACCGGAACGGUUCGAGGACAAAACGUUCGCCAAAACCAAUCCAAGCUAUUUGGCUUUCGGCGAUGGACCGCGGAUGUGUAUUGCGAUGCGCUUUGGAAAGCUUCAGACGUGUCUUGGGUUGGCAAUGUUGCUAAAAAGCUACACAUUUAGCCUGGAAGAUUGUGACGUGGACCGCCCGUUGCCCAUUGAUCCGAUCAAUCUGAUGUAUGGCCCGGCCGGCCCAGUGUGGUUGAACGUGGAACGUUACGUAGAGGGAAACAAGAGCUCUUGAGGGUGUCUAAAGCAUACAGUUGAGUUAUUUUAAGGAGUUUUGGGGCAUCUUUCACUUUUCUUGAUAAUAAAAAUUAUUAUUAUAAUAAACACAAA
Anopheles arabiensis is the source of this 1742-nucleotide messenger RNA. Its product is annotated as probable cytochrome P450 6a17. The transcript has 3 exons. The record is from RefSeq and is a predicted model, not a curated record. Gene Ontology annotation, molecular function: oxidoreductase activity, acting on paired donors, with incorporation or reduction of molecular oxygen; iron ion binding; heme binding. Bases 1 to 1647 code for a protein of 548 amino acids. NCBI's taxonomy places the organism in Eukaryota, Metazoa, Arthropoda, Insecta, Diptera, Culicidae.